Amoebophrya sp. A120 is the source of this 2256-nucleotide messenger RNA. The record is from the annotation of a GenBank genome assembly. Lineage: Eukaryota; Dinophyceae; Syndiniales; Amoebophryaceae.
GUUCUCGCCAUAGCACUAGGACAGUUCCCGCCGAAUGUUAGAGCUGCAAGCACAGCUAGCACAGUUACCGCACAGCUAGCACAGUUGGAGCUGCAACAGGAUCGUCUCCUCUCUGAUGUCUUCCCGCCGAAUUUCUGAUGAAUAAAUCCAGGGCCAAGACUUCCAAAAAGAUCCCCCUUUUGUGACAAGGUCAUCGGAUCGAUCUUCCUUCUUUCCACUGACAAACAGACCAGGUUCGCGGAAGAAAGGACUGUUCUGCUGGUGUACUACUUAGUUUUGAUGAGUAAGACAGGGCACACGACGAGCUUUUUGGAGCAGAGUCGUGCUUCGGUUUUCAUUGGCGCCGAUGAUGUAGAUUGUCGUUAUCCGUGAUAAGCCUCGCUACUUUUCCCCGAUCACAAACCAAUCUAUUCCAACAAUGAGCGCCGCAGCAUCUUCCGAACAAGGACCACAGCAGCCCAAGCGAUCCCGGUGGGGUGGUGGUGGCAAGAAAAAUAAAGCGACUACAAGUGACGCAACCACAGGAGCCUUGCAACAGCAGAAUAGCGGGACAACUACCUCCAGCGUAAUCGCAGGAACUACAUCCAUCACUGGAAGUAGAACAGGCGAUCACUCACAAAAUGGCUCAUCCAUGUCGACCCUGAUAUUGGAUGACAGCAUUCACAAAUCCGGUUCCCUCCUCCUCUUCUUCCACCACCUCCUCAGCGACCAGAAGCGGGAGUUCAUUUGCGACUACUGCAAGACAAACCACAUUUUUGGCUUCGCCAAAGCGGGCCAUCCGGGAUUUUUGCUUCUACUCGCCGCGGAUUACAGAGUUUUGCACGAGUUUGUGAACAGGGAAAUCCGACAAUUAAGGUGGCAAACGAUGGAGAUUUUGGUGGAAGUCAGGGGGACGAGAGAGUGGUUUGGAGAUUUGGUCGAAGAGCUGCAACAGAAUCUGUCUUGUAAACCAUCAAGCGUUGUCAACAAUACGACGAGAGACAGAACAGGCGGCAAUGCUAAGCCUUUCUUCCGGAAUUUUAACAAUCUAACCGAGGAGGACGUUUUGGCGGUGUGCCGGUAUGACAAGCAACGCGAUGAACGGUCCGCUGCUAAUUCAACUUCUGCUGGUCGGGGGGAAUCAUAUCACGACAAUACCAGCGAGAUGCUGACCCCCUUGCUGGCUCAUGACCUUUCCCCAGAGGAGUUCCGGCUGCAAGUGCUUCACGAAGUAGCACAGGGUAUGGACGAACAAGGAAGAAAAAUGAAUUUCACCACCAACGCAACAGACGACCACCUUUAUGACCGAGAAGUUGAGCGAAAACAGCAGGAGAUCAUGCGGAGGAUUUUCUGGCAGGACUGCGAAACCUGUGCGCAGGAAGUGGAGCUGUUGGCAAAUUACGCUUGGCCGAAUAUUAACAUGCACCACAGCUCGUCGUCGUCCCAACAAGUACAAGUAGAACCAGCAGUCAUUGCGACGACAGCCAACGCGACGACCACAGACGGAAAGGCGACAUUCCGGAAGAUCCAAAAGUCUUUCAUCGAUCUGGGCAGGUGCAACAGUUUGGAGCCCAUCCGGCGAUUCUGUCCGCAGGGAUUGUUGCAGUUCGCUGGCUUGAGUGGAGGUGGACCGGUCCUGGGGUCGAGCGUUAAUAUACGCGGAGGGGCGUCUUCAUCUUCAGCUACUGGUGCAACACCUGCCUGUAAUAACGACGAUGCCCACCUCCUUGUUCCUCUGCUAAAGCCAAAGUGGGAAAAGUAUCAAACCCACCCGGAGAGACGCCAGUAUCAUGUCGCUUCGAGUUUAUCAUCUUCCAGAAAUCAAGGCAAUAAAGUCCACAACGUUUUCGUCGGGGUCUCGGAGGAUUUGUGGCGGGGCAUGAAACCGCCCGAGAAGAGGGCGAUUGAGGAGCGGGAAGGGGGGAAUUCCGGGUAUUGAAGAAGACUUGAGAUGAACACAACGUCGAAACUUCAAUCAUACAGCUUUUCCGUAAAACCAAAUAAUGUUUCCAGAAGUAGAGCUUUAAAAAGAUCCCCGUUUGUUUCUCUUCUACGAGUGAACUUUGUUGGCAAGCAGUAAUCGACUUCCGUGCUCGUGCAGUGCUCCGUCGAAAAAGGGGCGUCGAAAAGUGCCAAGACACCGAUGUGCAACAGCUUGAUAUGAUUCCUUUGUUUCGUACCCCGGACGGUCCUGAAUCACGAGUAGACAUCGCUGAGUCAAGAGCAUGCUCCUGUCGACCGAGUUUUUAUUUGUAUCAAUAAAGCAUGUACAAUUAC